Pochonia chlamydosporia 170 is the source of this 1029-nucleotide messenger RNA. RefSeq names its product rRNA processing protein Ipi1. The record is from RefSeq and is a predicted model, not a curated record. Gene Ontology annotation, cellular component: nucleus. The transcript has 3 exons. Lineage: Eukaryota; Fungi; Ascomycota; Sordariomycetes; Hypocreales; Clavicipitaceae. The coding region runs from base 1 to 1029 and encodes 342 amino acids. Gene Ontology annotation, biological process: rRNA processing.
AUGGGUUCAAGUACCAAGAAGAAGAAGGAGAAGCAAAAGGACUUCCAGAAACCGAAAUACAAGGUUGGAAAGACCAAGCCAAAAGCUUCGAACUUUACAGACACAAGCUUCAAGUCUAAAGCAAUUGUGAUGGGGCAGCAGUCCCUUUCGACAGAGGCACCAGAUUAUGUUCAGCAGUUCAAACACAAUGUGUCCUUAGCAUCCUCGUCAAGAUCCGAUAAGCAACGUAAGGAAGCCUUAGCAUACCUGACGACUCAGCUAUCUUCGGACCAACCAGUGAACCCCGUCGGGACUAUUGGUCUACUCAACAAAGUUCUACCCUUGGUCUCUGAUAGCUCCACACCAGUACGAGCCCAGCUUCUUAAACUGCUCCGUACUCUUCCGGAAGCUGAGGUCAAACAUGGCGCAGAGCAUGCAUCAAUGUACAUCAGGGCGGGAAUGACGCAUCUAUCAGCCGAUAUCAGUAACGACUCACUUGCCGUGAUGGAAUGGUUGGUAGAGGUGGCUGGCUCCGAACUGGUGAACUGUCCCGGUGGAUGGGUUAAAACUUUGGGUACAUUCUGCGCAAUGAUGGGCUGGGCCGUAUCAUCUUCUAGCGGGGGCUGGACUUCUGCGGCGCGGUCAUCAAUGAAAGCCAAGGACGCUCAAACCCUCGCGAAGCAAAUCAACGCGUUGGGUAGGUUUCUGCAAACCGGAUUUGAUGAUGAAUCAUCAGAAAAAGAGAAUACUUGCCAAUACUGGGACAUCCUGUACAGAAUACCUCGCGCCCCGAAUGCCUUUGAAUAUCUUAAUCUCUCCGGCGCCAGACGAGACGAAGAGGGCGAGAUGUACUCAAAUCGAGAGGCACGGCAGGACGUGUUCUACAGACGAUUCCUCGACGCUAUGAACAAAGGUCUUGACAAGGCGAAGAAGGAAGGAGGAGCCACUGGCCGUGCUGCUUCCUCGAUGGAGAAGAUUAUGAAGGAUGGUAUGGCAGGUUUUGAACCUUCCACCGCUAUGGAUACUAAAGAUCUUCUUGACUUGUGGUGA